This is a messenger RNA of Octodon degus (degu), 1923 nucleotides long. RefSeq names its product chromosome unknown C2orf81 homolog (gene CUNH2orf81). The coding region runs from base 105 to 1880 and encodes 591 amino acids. The transcript is spliced from 4 exons. Lineage: Eukaryota; Metazoa; Chordata; Mammalia; Rodentia; Octodontidae. The record is from RefSeq and is a predicted model, not a curated record.
UCGCAGUUGCCGAGGCGACCGUUAAGCGACUCCAGCGGAAACCUCUGCUGUCACUUAGCGCCCAAGCGACAGCUGAAACUCGCGUCAGAGCUCCCGCGGCAGCAAUGGCACAGGAAACCCCGAGGGCGGCUCGAGACCGCGCAGCUGCGCGGUCCAAGGUGGAGAAGGCGCGCCCACCCACGGUGCCGGUGCCACAGGUGGACAUCGUCCCGGGGCGGCUGAGCGAGGCGGAGUGGAUCGCGCUGCUGGUGCUUGAGGAGGGCGAGGACGUGGUGGGCGACAUCUUGGCUGACCUGCUAGCUUGUGUCAUGGACUCUGCCUUCCAAGUCUACCUGAACCAGCAGUGCAUCCCGUUCACCGUCAACCAGGCCCGGGAGGCCAUGCUGCAGAUCGUCCAGUGGCGCUUCUUAGCCCGUGACGAGGGUGAAUACGCAAUGGCCGAGGACCCCACGUGGGGUGAGGAUGAGGAGCCACAGGCGUGUGUGACAGACACCUGGGCUCAGGGCGCGGUGCCCGUGGUGCAGGCGCCUGACUUCGACAGUCUGGAGGACUUGGAAAUCGAAGAGGAAGAGGUAGAGGAGGACAAGGACCAAGACCCUGGGAACCCGGACCGGAAUCUUUUAGGAAGAUUGUGGCUGACUAGAGGCUCCCAAGAGCGGUCUCCAGAGCAGAGAGCCACCCCUGGCUCUCUGACCACACCCGAGCUCCUUCAGAAGGCAAGGCCUGGAGGGACUUUACCGGAACCUGGCGUCCAGGCGACAAAUCAGUACUUGGCUGGGUCCUUGAAUAGGAGUUCGCAGCUGUCCGGGGAGGCCAUGUGUGUCCAGGGUCCCCACUCUUUGUUGGAGCCAUCCCAAGUAGCCAGCCCUCAGGCUUCUGCAGACAGUGGGCAGACCCUGGACUCCUUGUUGUUCACAGACCCCUCCUCUUGCACCCCCCAGCUGGAUGCAGCUGCAGAGGGGAUGCCCAGCAUGCCCUGGGGCCUGUCCUGUCUCUCUGGGGACGACCUCACUGUGCUCAGCUCCUCUGAGUCAGUGUGGUCUCCCGAGCUGUGGGACUCAGAUGUGCCUCACUCCUGGGCUGCCCUCAAGGCGCGUCUGGACGCUGCAGGGUUUUCCCACCACUCUGUGCACUCCUUGACUGAGAUCAUGGUCCCAGACUCUAAAUCUCAACCCUUGGAAGCCUUCCAGGGGCGCCAGCGGCGCGGAAAGACAGAGGCCAGUGGCAGACCUCAAGGUCCUGGGCUUGGUGACCGUGUUUCCUUAGCAGCUUUCUUGCCUCUCCAGUCUAACAUUCCUUUCUGUGCUAUAGACCCAGACCCCGCUUUAAACGUAGGCCCACUCCGGCCAUCCUCCAGGUCAAAGGUGCCAUUUCCCAGCCGUGGGACCCACUUCCUUUCCAAGCACCCAACGCUGGCUGAAGUUCCUCAAAGCCCUAGUCCUAAAUCAUGGCCCAGUGCCAAUUGGCCAAGUGGCUUCGAGGGGGAAGCUGAGCUUCUGGGUGAGCUGUGGGCUGGCCGGACCCGGGUGCCUCCACAGGGCUUGGAGCUUGCUGACAAGGAAGAUCAGCAUUUUGGAUGGCCACAAAUGGCACCUCGGAUCCUUGAGGCCUCAUCCCAGAUGCUGUGGAAGCCCAUGGUGCAGCCAGAAGCCAUGAAACUGGCUCCUGGUGUGAGCAUGUGGAACCAGAGUACCCAAGUCCGUCUCAGAUCUGCUGUCCCCCAGGAGGAGCCCAAAGAAGGAGGCACACCUUCUUCAGUUGACCAGCAUGCCCUCCAGACAGGUGUGCCCAAGCCCCAGAUGACUGGGGCAGAGCUAGUGAAGGCUACCCCCAAAGCAUGGCUGCUUCCUUAUAAGUCUGUGCGUGAUUCUGAGUCCUAAACAUCUGCCAGGGUGAACAGGACCUUCCCCUGCCUAUGCAAAA